Molecule: messenger RNA, 675 nt
Organism: Sitophilus oryzae (rice weevil)
Lineage: Eukaryota; Metazoa; Arthropoda; Insecta; Coleoptera; Curculionidae
Product: protein TSSC4
Exons: 3
Coding region: 73-564 (163 amino acids)
Source: RefSeq, a predicted model, not a curated record
CUGAGAAAAACGUCUAAUUCGGAUGACAGUAGCAAUAAAGACGCAAUUAAAAAACCCAAACAGAAACAAGAGAUGAGACAUUUAAAAGGCAAAGAGAGUAUAUUCAAAAAACCGCAAAGAACAGCUCCUAAAAAUUACAUUACCAGAAUGCCAGACUUUAAGAAAAACCCUCACAAAUGGACUAAAUAUUCUUUAGAGGAUGUACAAGAAAUCACAGAUGAAAGUAACAAAAAAUCUGCUAUGGAUUUUCUUAAACAACUUGCUAAUAGGAGAAAGUUGGAGCAGGGUUUGAUGGAAGACGAAAAAAUGGACGAUUUACCAUCAAAAAUAGUUUUUAAUAAGCAUAUAAAAAAGAAUUCUAAUGACCAAGAAAAAGUAUCAGAGACACAAAGCACAGAAUCAAACAGUGAAAAAUCACAGUUAUCUUUCAAUCACUCAAAAGUAAUUAUGCCAGAGUACAAUAUAGGACAAAAAGUACCCAGAAAGAACAGAAAUUUAAAGAGAAACAAACCAGAGAAAAGUAAUGAAUUGAGGCUGGAUCAUUUAGAUUUUGAGGAUGAGUAGUUCUAUAGAAAAAAUAAAACUAAUUUUAAGGGUAUAUCAAUAUAAAAAUAAUAUAUAUUUAUUGUGUAGGGUUACAAAUCCUUAACGAUAAAAUAAAAUCUUCACCUAAAA